Molecule: messenger RNA, 1848 nt
Organism: Plenodomus lingam JN3
Lineage: Eukaryota; Fungi; Ascomycota; Dothideomycetes; Pleosporales; Leptosphaeriaceae
Gene: RPD3
Product: histone deacetylase
Biological process (GO): negative regulation of transcription by RNA polymerase II
Cellular component (GO): Rpd3L-Expanded complex; nucleus
Molecular function (GO): histone deacetylase activity
Source: RefSeq, a predicted model, not a curated record
AUGGCCACGGGCGUCAAUGAUGCAAUCAUGGCGGGCGCCAGCACCGAGCACUCGAAUGGGGGCACUGCCAAAUCCACCAAAAAGGUCGCCUACUUCUACGACUCGGACGUGGGCAACUAUGCCUAUGUAGCGGGGCAUCCUAUGAAGCCGCACCGCAUACGCAUGGCGCAUAGUCUGAUCAUGAACUAUGGUCUCUACAACAAAAUGGAAAUCUACCGCGCAAAGCCAGCCUCCAAGUACGAAAUGACGCAGUUCCACACGGACGAGUACAUCGAGUUCCUGCACAAGGUGACCCCCGACAACAUGGAUCAGUUCCAGCGAGAGCAGAGCAAGUACAAUGUCGGAGAUGACUGUCCGGUCUUCGACGGCCUGUUCGAGUUCUGCGGCAUCAGUGCUGGCGGGACCAUGGAGGGCGCCGCCCGCCUGAACCGGGGCAAGUGCGAUGUCGCCGUCAACUGGGCUGGUGGUUUGCAUCACGCGAAGAAGAGUGAAGCCAGUGGCUUCUGCUACGUCAACGACAUUGUCUUGGGCAUCAUCGAGCUGCUAAGGUACAAGCAGCGCGUCCUCUACAUUGACAUUGACGUCCAUCACGGCGAUGGUGUCGAAGAAGCGUUUUACACGACCGAUCGCGUCAUGACCGUCUCCUUCCACAAGUACGGCGAGUACUUCCCCGGUACCGGCGAGCUACGCGACAUUGGUGUUGGCGCUGGGAAGAACUACGCUGUCAACUUCCCGUUGCGCGAUGGAAUUACCGAUGACACAUACCGCAACAUCUUCGAGCCAGUUAUUGAAGCAGUCAUGACAUACUAUGGGCCUGAGGCUAUUGUGCUCCAGUGCGGAGGUGACAGUCUCUCGGGCGACAGGCUUGGAUGCUUCAAUCUGAGCAUGGACGGCCACGCCAACUGCGUCCGAUUUGUCAAGAGUUUUGGUGUACCCGUCAUCGUUCUCGGCGGUGGUGGAUAUACGAUGAGGAACGUUGCCCGCACCUGGGCCUACGAGACGGGCGAGCUAGUUGGGGAGCGCAUGUCCAAACUACUCCCGUUCAACGACUACUACGAAUACUUUGCCCCCGACUACGAGCUAGACGUCCGUCCUUCCAACAUGGAGAAUGCGAAUUCGCAUGAUUAUCUCCACAAGAUCAAAUCUGCAGUUAUUGAAAACAUUCGGCGAACGGGAAGGCCAUCGGUCGAAGCAUUCACCCCAAUCGUCGACCCCCUCCACCUCAGCCGCGACAUGGAAUCGGAAGGUGAAGAUGAAGAAGAUGACCUCGAUGCCGACAUGAACCCGGACAAACGCGUGACCCAGAGGCAACGUGAUAAACAGAUUGAGCACGAUGGCGAGCUCUACGAUGCCAGCGACGACGAAGAGUACAAGAACAAUCUCGGCGUACGCGCACAGCCAGGUGUCAAGAAGAGGCGCAACAUCACACAUUAUGUGAAUCCUAAUGCCGCUCCGGCGGACGACCUCGACGGCCUGGAGGAUAUCAAUGGCGGAAGUACCCUCUCUACGCGACAGACCUCGGCAGCAGAUUCUCGUACGCACACACCAGCCGUGGGCGAACCAGAGGCUGACCAAGAUGGUGACGUUGAAAUGGACGAGCCCGCCGCCCCAGCUGCACCCGCCGCUACGUCAACACGGUCUCAGUCGCCUGCGGGAGUCGUCACACCCCCCGAAUCACCGCCAACGGCUCCGACCGCACUCGGGCCGACAUCAGAGCCCACCGCGGACGUGGAGAUGGAGGAUUCCGAGGUCAAAGAAGAAGUGGCCGUCGCGAAAGAAGAAUGCGAUGCAGAGCGAGAUGCGGAAAACGUCAAGGGCGAGGAACGGACCGAGGUUGCAAAAGACUAG